This is a messenger RNA of Sphaeramia orbicularis (orbiculate cardinalfish), 2529 nucleotides long. RefSeq names its product tripartite motif-containing protein 16-like. Bases 45 to 1715 code for a protein of 556 amino acids. The transcript has a single exon. Gene Ontology annotation, molecular function: zinc ion binding; protein binding. The record is from RefSeq and is a predicted model, not a curated record. NCBI's taxonomy places the organism in Eukaryota, Metazoa, Chordata, Actinopteri, Kurtiformes, Apogonidae.
GUGUCACUUCCAGGAAACAAGAUCAGUUCUCAACGAGAGCAGAAAUGGCGCAUAAAGGAGUUCAGCUGGACCAAGAGGCAUUUUCCUGUUCGAUCUGUUUGGAUCUACUGAAGGAUCCAGUGACUAUUCCCUGUGGACACAGCUACUGUAUGAGCUGUAUUAAAAACCACUGGGAUGAAGAAGAUAUGAAGAACAUCCACAGCUGCCCUCAGUGCAGACAGACCUCCACGGCCAGGCCUGUCCUGGUAAAAAACACCAUGUUGGCAGAUUUAGUGGAACAGCUGAAGAAGACUGGACUUGAACCUGCUGCUGCUGAUCACUGCUACACUGGAGCUGAAGAUGUGGUCUGUGAUGUGUGCACUGGGAGGAAACUGAAAGCUGUCAAGUCCUGUCUGGUGUGUUUGGUCUCCUACUGCCACGAACACCUUCAGCCUCAUUAUGAUGUACCUCAGUUAAAGAAACACAAGCUGGUGGAUCCGUCGGAGAAGCUCCAGGAGAACGUCUGCUCUCGUCAUGAUGAGGUGAUGAAGAUGUUCUGCCGCACUGAUCAUCAGUGUAUCUGUUAUCUGUGCUCUGUGGAUGAACAUAAAGGCCACGACACAGUUUCAUCUGCAGCAGAAAGGACUGAGAGGCAGACAGAGCUGAAGGUGAGUCGACAGAAAAUCCAGCAGAGAAUCAAAGACAAACAGAAAGAUGUGAAGGUUCUUCAACAGGAAGCAGAGGCCAUCAGUCGCUGUGCUGAUGAAGCAGUGGAGAAGAACAACAAGAUCCUCACAGAGCUGAUCCAACUGAUGGAGGAAAGAAGGCGUGAUGUGGAGAAGCAGAUCAGAUCCAAGGAGGAAACUGAAGUGAGUCGAGUCAAAGAGCUGGAGUCGAAGCUGGAGCAGGAGAUCACUGAGCUGAGGAGGAAAGAUGCUGAGAUGGACAAACUGUCACACACACACGACCACAACCAGUUUUUACUCCAGUAUCCAUCAGUGUCCAAACUCAGUGAAGAUUCAGACUCAUCCCACGUCCAUAUCCGUCCUUGGAGUUACUUUAAGGAUGUGACGACAGCUGUGUCAGAGCUCAGAGAUAAACUACAGCACAGUCUAAGAGAAGGAUGGACCAACAUCUCACUGAGAAUCACUCAACAAUAUGCUUUACUGAUUAAAGCUGAACCACAGACCAGAGCAGAAUUCUUACAAUAUUCUCGUGAAAUCACACUGGAUCCAAACACAGUGAAUGAAUAUCUGUCACUGUCUGAGGAGAAUAAAAAAGCAACAUGUACAAAUCGACAACGGAAAUAUUCUCCUCAUCCAAACAGAUUCAUGAAAGAGCAGCAGGUCCUGAGCACAGAGAGUCUGAGCGGUCGUCUUUACUGGGAGGUGGAGUGGAGUGGACAGAAUGUCUGUGUCGCAGUCACAUACAAGAAUAUUAAGACGGAACAAAACGCUUCAUUCGGUCUCAACGACAAAUCCUGGGCCUUGUACCUUAACUGCAGCCAUUAUUCAUUUUGGCACGGUGGUCUAGGUGCUCCUGUCCCAGGUCCAGUUUCGUCCAGGAUCGGAGUGUACCUGGAUCACACAGCAGGUAUUCUGUCCUUCUACAGCGUCUCUGAAACCAUGACUCUGAUCCACAGAGUCCAGACCACAUUCACUGAACCUCUGUACGCUGGAGUUUGGCUCGAUACAGGAGACAGCACACGCUUCUCUGAACUCAGCCUUUGUCCAUGAGGUCUUUGUUCCUUUUGUUUCUUUUACUGAAGUGAUUUAUCACCAUUUAUUUUAAUAUUAUCCCCCUGAGACCCAGGAAAGUAAAAGACUUUUUUACAUUAAAUAACUGCCUUGAUUGGAAACAUAAUGCAACAGUUUUUUCCAACAUGAUAUCAUGACUCACGUAAAUAUACACACCACUUUUAAUUGGCUUGUUAUCUGUACGCAUUAGAAGCUUUCUGUGUGUAUGUUCAUGCUGUUUUUAGGCCCCUGUCCAAUCUAAUCAAUGCAUCAAAUACCGCUUACUGAGGGUUAGGGUUAUGUGAACCAGAGAUCUAAAUUGACACGCAAUCAAAUGGCGUUGAAUAACACGUAAAAAUGCAUAUGUAUAGCACACCAAAUGCUAUAAGACCUGGCGUCACAUACAGUGCCAUUUCAUGACAUCAGUCUAAUUUUUUCAGAUACAUUUUCUUUUUUUUUAAUGGAAUGUAUUUUGCAGUGGACAUUGUUUUUGCAUUUUAUUUUAUUUUUUUUAGUAAAGUUGUGAAACUUGUCCACUGUGGAAGACAAAAAUGCAUUGCUGGGUCCCAGGAGGAUAUGUUAUGUAAUGUGCAUUUUUAAGUGUAAAUCACGCAUUUUCCUAUAUUCAGUUUACUGAUUAUGUAGCUCAGGGAUGUCAGACAAACAGCCCGUGGGCUUAAACCGGCCUCUGAAGAGUCCAGUCCCUCCCAUGAAAUGUAAAAAUUUCACUAUUAACAAUCAAUGAUGUCAAAAUCAUUUUAGUUCAGGUUCCACAUUCAGACCAAUAUGAUCUCAAGUGGAUCAGAUCCAUAAA